Molecule: messenger RNA, 1470 nt
Organism: Rhopalosiphum padi (bird cherry-oat aphid)
Lineage: Eukaryota; Metazoa; Arthropoda; Insecta; Hemiptera; Aphididae
Product: zinc finger BED domain-containing protein 5-like
Exons: 1
Coding region: 1-1470 (489 amino acids)
Source: RefSeq, a predicted model, not a curated record
AUGGAUAAGUGGCUAAAUAGAGCAACAGACAAUAAAUCUACGUCUGAAAACUGUUCAGUAAGUUCUGCUUCAAAGUUGGAAAGCGCAAGUCAAGAUGUGAAUAAUCCUAUGAAAAUAAGAAAAUGUUUAAGGAAAUAUGAUCCUGAGUACAUUAAUAUUGGAUUCACGGUCAUAGACGUAAGCAAUGAGCCUCGGCCUCAAUUUGUUAUCUGUUUUGAAAUUCUUUCUAACCAAAGUAUGAAACCGUCCUUAUUAAAACGUCACCUUUCUACAAAACAUUCGACGUUAGAAAACAAACCAAAUGACUAUUUCGUCCGAAAAUUGUUAGAGAUGAAAAGCACAAAGAAAAUUAUAUCAUCUUUUAGCGGUAGUACUGAAAAAGCAGUGGAAGCAUCUUUCUUAGUGAGCUUAAGAAUAGCGAAGUGUGGAAAACCUCAUACCAUCGACGAAGAACUGAUUUUACCGGCGGCAAAAGAUAUGGUAACUUGUAUGUUAGGUGUUCCGUCAGCUAAAAAACUUGAUAUGAUAUCACUGUCAAAUGAUACAGUUCGCCGCAGGAUUGAAAGUAUGGCAUUAAACGUUAAAGAAAAAUUAAUUGAUCAAGUGAAAAAUAGUGAUUUUUUUUCCAUACAACUUGAUGAAAGUACAGAUGUAUCAAACUAUGCUCAACUUAUGGUUUACGUGCGGUUUGUAUUUCAAACUGUAAUUAAAGAGGAUUUUUUAUUUUGUGAAGCACUAUCAACACGAACUACCGCUGACGAAAUAUUUAAAAAGUUGAACCACUUUUUUGUUGAAAAUGGAUUAAACUGGAAAAAGUGUGUUGGCUUCUGUUCUGACGGUGCUCGAGCUAUGACAGGUAAACAUGGAGGUGUUGCGACUAAAAAAAAAUUGGUUACAGAAAAUUGUACUUUCAUACAUUGCAGCAUCCACAGGGAAGCUUUAGUAGUAAAACGUAUGCCAGAACCAUUUAAACUAGUACUCCAGGAAGCCAUAAAGGUAGUCAAUUUUAUUAAAUCUCGGACUCUACAGUCUCGUUUAUUUACAAAACUGUGUUCCGAAAUGGGAAGUGAUCACAUUCAAUUGCUUUUACAUACGGAAGUGAGAUGGCUCUCUCGAGGAAGAAUGCUUAGCAGGUUAUUUGAACUACAUUCUGAGGUUCAGUUAUUCCUAGGAGAGACUAAUUUUGAACUCAAAGAUAAAUUGACAGAUAACCUGUGGAUAACAACAUUGGCAUACUUAUCAGACAUUUUCAAUCGUCUCAAUGUAUUAAAUUUAAGUUUACAAGGUAAAUCAAUAAACAGAUUUUCAAUGAAUAACAAAAUUAAGGCAUUUAUUAAGAUAAUUGAAAUGAUAAGUAAUAAUGUUUCGAAUGAAAACCUACAGUCUUUUCCUAAUUUGGAACAAUUUGUGACAGAACAUGAACUUCAAGUGGAAGCUGAUCUUAUAAAAAAACAUAAAACAUCAUUGUAA